Messenger RNA from Naegleria lovaniensis, 1083 nucleotides. RefSeq lists its product as uncharacterized. The record is from RefSeq and is a predicted model, not a curated record. The transcript has 2 exons. Gene Ontology annotation, biological process: signal transduction. Gene Ontology annotation, cellular component: plasma membrane. Bases 1 to 1083 code for a protein of 360 amino acids. Lineage: Eukaryota; Heterolobosea; Eutetramitea; Acrasida; Naegleriidae. Gene Ontology annotation, molecular function: GDP binding; GTPase activity; GTP binding.
AUGUCAACGACUGCGAUCAUUCGAAAUAUGCAUGAUCCAAGAAUGAAUCUGUUGAAUCUUCCUUCCGAACUCAUCGUUCGAAUAUUGGAAUUUAUACUUUCUCGAUUGAAAAAAGACUCAACCAUAUUGUUAAAUAUUUCUUCGGAUGAACAAUUAUAUCAUGACAUAUUAUUUAUGAAUUUAAUUUCCUCUGUCCAUUCACAUUUUUAUCCAAAUCUGAGGAGACCAGUCCUACACGAUCCAAAUUCAUCAUCAUCACAUUCAACGUAUCAAGAACUUGAAACACAUUUCAAUGAAAUUUGGUGGAGACUUUUUGAACGAUUUUGUGGAGAUAAUUUCCUUUCGGAACAAUUUCAUACAUUGAAAGAAUUAAAGAAUUUGGCAAUGAAUAAGGGAUUGAAACGAUGCAUGUGUUUAUUGUAUAAAACUAAAAGACAAAUGAUGAGGCAAGAAGAUGAAAAAAAGGUUGAGGAAUAUCGAAUUAUUCUUCUUGGUGCUGGUGGAGUUGGAAAAUCAAAUCUGAUCAUUCGAUAUGUUUUGAAUCAACAUGUUCCAGAAUAUGAUCCAUUCCUUGAAGAAAGUUUUAGAAAACAAAUUCAAUUAGACAAUAGAACCACAUAUUUAGACAUUUUAGAAACAUCAGAACAUGAUGAUGUCCACAAUUGGUAUCGAAAGCUCAUUAUUGAACAAGCACGUGUUAUUGUUUUAGUAUGUUCUGUGGACAAUUAUGUUUCCUCCAUGAAAUACAUCAAAGAGACAUUUGACAGUAUCUUGAAAGUGAAAAAAUCAUCUGAUUUUCCAUGUAUUUUUGUCAUGAAUAAGAUUGAUCUUGAAAAAGACAGAGAAUCAACUGAAUUUGUGAACGAUGUGUUCGAAAUGGUUCAACAAUACAAGUUGAGUAAUUUUGCAAUUUUUGAAGCAAGUGCAUUGAAUUCAACGAAUACGAAUGCAAUAUUUGAAGAUUGUGUCAGAAGAUUUCGAAAUGGUGGACAUCGAAAUAUUGAACUCUUACAUGAAAUUAUUCAACACGAUGUGAAAGUAUUGAAAAAUUUGGGUCAAUCCAAAAAGUGCUUGUUGAUGUAA